Molecule: messenger RNA, 198 nt
Organism: Colletotrichum truncatum
Lineage: Eukaryota; Fungi; Ascomycota; Sordariomycetes; Glomerellales; Glomerellaceae
Source: RefSeq, a predicted model, not a curated record
AUGGACUCAAUCCCUCUCAGGUGUGAUGAGGAAGUAUUUUGCAUCCGAGCCAAGCCUUCUUUGACAACAGAUCAAUUACUUUAUUCCGGUCAGGAUCCACUCUAUCCUGGAAACGAGAACUUAAUUUUACCUCGACUCGCGACUUUUGUCCAUGGAGCCCUCGAAAUACCCGCACAGAUGGGGUUACGUUGCAUUUAG